CAAGGUACGGUGUUCACCCGGCUGGUUGAACCGGCCUACACCGCCGUCCGGAACGAGUUCCGGCGGCGAGUCAGCGUCGGGAAGAAACUCACCGUGACAAGGCUAGGAGGGUUUGACACAUGCUACACGGUCCCCAUAGUUGCGCCAACCAUAACGUUCAUGUUCUCCGGCAUGAACGUGACACUCCCGCCGGACAAUACCCUCAUACACAGCACCGCCGGCAGCAUCACGUGCUUGGCCAUGGCGGCGGCGCCCGACAACGUGAAUUCGGUGCUGAACGUGAUCGCCAACAUGCAGCAACAAAACCACCGUGUGCUCUACGACGUGCCCAACUCAAGGAUCGGUGUUGCUCGUGAACUUUGCACCUAAUAUGCAUGCAUGACGAUGAAUGGUUCUAGGUCAAAAAAAUUUCAUGAUUUGUGGGAACAAUAAUAACGAUAAUAGUGUUGCAUUGAAAUUUGAAGUUACUCCUAUGUUGGUGUUUGAUCUAUAUAUGAUAUGGGUAGGGUUUUGGCAUAUCACUUUAUUGCUAAGUAUAUUUAUAGGCAUUGCAAAGUUAUAUUUGUAGCAUGAAAAAUGGUUAUGUUUGGAGCUUUGUAA
Vigna umbellata (rice bean) is the source of this 600-nucleotide messenger RNA. Lineage: Eukaryota; Viridiplantae; Streptophyta; Magnoliopsida; Fabales; Fabaceae. The record is from RefSeq and is a predicted model, not a curated record.